Symbiodinium sp. CCMP2592 is the source of this 6027-nucleotide messenger RNA. The record is from the annotation of a GenBank genome assembly. NCBI's taxonomy places the organism in Eukaryota, Dinophyceae, Suessiales, Symbiodiniaceae.
AUGGAACAUUUGGUGUGGCCUCCGAACUCUGACAAUUCUCUUUUGUCGGAUGCGGCGGAUCGGUUUCUGGCUAUCGAACAGAGAGUUGCUGCUCUAUCCGAGGGCUUGGAUUCUGUGUCGCUUCAUGUCAGCCAGACUGCUUUACAGACGGAUGCAUUGUCCUGGAGGUUGGAUCGCUUGGAAACUCGUGUCAGGUUGCUCUGGGAAAAUGUUGAUGAUCUGCGAUCGGCUCUGGGCCUAUUGGUUCCAACGAUCACAGGUGAUCCCCAGGUGGCGGCGCAGGCAUUAUCAGUUGCUCUCCCGGCAAGGUUGGCGCGGGCUGAACAGGCCCUCCAGUCAUUGUCUCAGCAGGACACGACAUCAGGGUCCAGUUCACUCCUUGACCGUGUGGCUCGCCUCGAGUCCUUGGUGUCGCGGCUGCCGUCGCUGGAUGCCGGAUGGAACGCCUCGCCAGCCGUCUUUUCCUGCACCAGUGCCCGCUCCGAGCCCGGCUCUGGCUCCAUUGCUGCUACCGAGGUGCCACCGCGCGCCUUUGGCUUCGGAGCCUCCCCGGCUCCUGCACCGCCACUGGCACCAAGGUUUCGACCUCCGAGCCCGGUGGACGUGUCAGUGGUCUCUAAGGGCGGCUUUGCUCCGCUCCGCAGUGCGAGGGUGCCUUCGAACAUGCAGGAUUUUCCUCCUGCUGCGGCUCAUCCUUACAAGCCGGCUGCACCGGGCACUAUGUUGUCGGCUUGGCAGAAUGCCAAAAACGAGCAGCUUAAGGUCUGGCUGGCACUGGCAGCCACAGCCGCGGCUGCCUCUGAAAUGGUGUCAGAGCUCUUGCAGAGUCCGAAUUCUUCGGUACUUCUGGUGCGCCUGGUUCAGGGGAAUGCUCCGUCGACUCUCACCAACUACUUCGGACGUUGGAAACAUUGGGUCGAGUUUUGCCAGGUCCAAUCGGCAGACGAAUGGGCACCCAAGGUUGCCUUCCUCUGCGAUUUCCUGAUCACGCACUGCAAAGGUCUUCUGGGAUCGGCUAUCGCGUGGCUCAAGGCCUUCAGGUUCGUCACUACGCGGCUGGAGGUCCAGUCAUUUAAGUUGGCACUACAGUCUGAGGCGGUCCGGGCCUUUGGCAAAUCCGUGAAUGUGGUUCAGCGCAGAGAGACAGCACCUUUCCCACUUUCUUUCGUCAUUUGGUUGGAAAGGCAAGUGCUGGAUGCGACCCAGGUCGCGGCACAUCGAAUUCGGUGUGGCUUCCUUCUGGUGUGCGUGUUUGCCAGCCUUCGCUGGUCUGAUGCUCAGUGGUCUCCGCCUUCCUUUCUUCACUUGGAUCGGCAGGCGCUUCUUGGAUGUGCUACAAGGACGAAAACUACUUCAAGAUCCAUGCCGUGGGGAGCCUGGGCUCCCGGGUUUCUCGCUCGGCCUCAAACGGCACCCGGCUGGGGCCAGGUCUGGCUGUGUCUGGUCCAAGAGGCGGUGACCCGUACUUCGGCCGCUCGCCCUGGGUUUCAGCCCGACUUUCUGGUGGCCGACUUGGGUCCCGAUGACCGUGCUCCGGUGUUCUUGGCUCCCCUGAGCCGUGCUGCGGGGGUGGUCCUGAUCCGCCGACUGUUGGCGAUGUGCUAUGAGCUCGAGAGCUACCCGGCUGAUCAACGGCCGGACUUGUCACUCAUUGGCGUGCAUAGUGCCAAAGUCACAUUCUUAUCCUUGGCUAAGCAACUCUUGUUGGACGAAGCCUUGCGGCGAGAGCAAGGACACCACCGCCCGCCGCCGGGGCACGCCAUGACCCGGUUAUACGGCAGAGAUGAUGUUUCAGGUCCCCUGGCACUCCAGUCUUCUAUCGUCCAGGCAGUGGCGAAUGGAUUCCGACCGCUGAGGCCAGCCCUCCGAGGUGGCGCGCCGCCACUCCCUGACAUCACAGUUGCUGUGCCGGCUCUGGAGCCGGCCGCCUCGGACUCUCGAGCCCCUCCGAUGGUGCCCAGGCUCCACGACAGAGAGCCGUUGGUCCUUGAUCAAGAUUCGAGCUCUGAUUCCGAAGAUGAUGCUCCGGCGGCUCCUGAGGUCGAGUCCACAUCAGCGGCCCCGGCCGCAGCUUGGGAACUGGUCUCGUCCGGUGAUGCGGCGCCUUCACCGCAGGAUCUUGGUGAGCCGGAAGAGUUCGAAUUUUUAUUUAAUCCAAUGACGUCAAUUGUGCAUCUUGCCAAGCCUUGCCGGGCAGACCAUCCAGCUUGUCAGUUCCGCCCAGCUCCGGAUGCAGUUGGGGAUGCUCCUCUUCGCCCAGGUUGCUCCAUAAGAGGUAAUCUGGCAAUUGGAGCCUUAGUUCGGACAUCUGUGAUCCCGAAGGGUGCACGUUUGUGCUUGAAGCACGGGUGUGGGAAGGACCCCGCACUUGCAUCCUUGCUGGACUCCUACUUCUUGGUCGGGCGUGGUUGCGGGGCUUCGUUGCAUGCCUGGGGAUGCACGCUUGCACCCCGGGCCUUGUGCACGGUCGUAGCCGCUUUUGCAUCUGCCUCGCCGGACUUGCUUCCUGGAUCCACCGUCAUGCUCGAUGACCCCGCCGCUUUCACGGGCCUUCUCACCAGAUGGGCGGUCCCGGAUGCAGUCAAGGACAAGCUUCAUGAUGCAGGCUACAACACCAUGGCUCUGCUGGCCCAUGCUCUUCCGUCUUUGGAUGACCUCGAGGCUUUUGUUGAGUCUUUGCUGGGCAGAGCAGUGGGUGCGGACCCGACGGUCCCCAUUUUCUCUCCGGAGGCGGCUGCCCUUCGUCGUGUGCUUAAAGAGUGUAUCAAUCUGGCAGGGCCGGCCGGUGCUUCGUCUCCGGCUGCACCGACCCCGGCAGCUGCGAGACCCAAACUGCAACCUGCGGAUGUGCAAUCGCUUGUGGUGGAGUUCUCGCGCAAAUAUCCUUCGGAACUCCUUCGCCCGGAGGUUAUGCCAAGCCUGCCUUUCCUGAAUGCGGUCAAGGAGGCGGUCGACUCUAAGCAGCUCUCCUGGAUUUCCUGGCGACUUCGAACGAGUGAGUCAGAUGAACAGGCUCUCACCGAGCGACGCAAACCGCGCACGGACUCGCAGAUGCUACAGUCACUGCUUGGUCCGGUCUCGGAUGAACUUGUGGUGGAUGUCCCGCAGCACCUCCCCCUUGAGUCUGUGAUUCGUCGCUACCUUGACCGCAUGUCUUAUGCCCUCGCGGUUCUUGAUGCAUGCCACUUACUGACUCUGAAGAAACUCUCGGAGAAAUUUGUGAGCCUGGCGACAGCAAUCCCGAUUGAUCGUUCCCUGCGAGGACCCACGCUGGCGGAGGCUAUGGAUGCCGAUCGUGUGCUUUGGAGUGCCAUCUGCUCCUUGCAAAAGGAAUAUGGCUGGUCUUUGCAGGAUUGUGUCUCGGAACUGACACAUGUACGAUCGGACCUUCAUAACGCUUUGGCUCCGCGGCCGAAGGUGCACCAGGGUGGUGGUGAGCCUCGCGGCAAACGCCAGCGCACUGAACCGCCGCCCGCUCCACAUCCCAAUCCUCGAGCCAAAGCCAAGAGCAAAGCCAAGCCACGCAAGAGUGGGGAUGCGGCUUCCUCCAAAGAUCGCGUCUCCAUCAGCAACUGGCCGAGCAAUUGGGCUCGCCAGAUCGGCUUGCUGACCUUUUGCUGCAAGAAGCACCUGACCUUGACGAUCGUUUCUCUAGCGGUGCUUCGGUCUCGGCUGGUCUUUACCAUCGGAUCAAGGUGCAAUGGGCAAAGCACUUGUCACAACCGAAGAGCCCACAAGGCUGUGUGGGGGGUUCGUGCUGCUGAUGGGAGUUUCCUUAGCCGAAUGACAGCUGCGUACCCGAAAUCGCUGGCUGCCGCUUUGGCGGCGUUUCUGGGAAGGUACACUUCGUCUCAAGGCCGGCUGCUUCCAUGUGCAGAGUGGCGCUCUGUGCUCCCCCUGGACCCUGUUUGGCCUCAGCUGAGUCGCCGCGUCGAGGAUGGUGCGGGUGUCAACAGUACAGCGUGCUGGAUUACUCCACAGGCCGAUGACUACCUUGCAGGUCUUCGCAAGAAGUGGACGCAGCGUCUGGUCGACAGUCGUCUCUGUCUCCGCAUCUGUUCCACUUUGCGUGCUGGUCGAGCAUUUUUUCUAUCGAUCCCACCGGGACAGCCUUUCCGCUUGAACGUCCUAGAGAAGCUGCUGGCUCUUACCAAAGACCCUGAAUCGGAUUUAUGCCAGCAUCUUCGGAAAGGGGUGCGGAUCGGUGUGGACCACGAACUGCAGCCCUCGCCUCAUUGGCCACUUCGCACGGCAGAUCCGGUUGUGUCGGACCUCGUGAUUUGCGAAGGUUCUUGGAAGAGUGCCUCCGACCACCCGGAUCAGGUCCGGGAGCUCCUGGCCCAGGAAAUCGCUGAAGGCUGGAUCGUGGAGAGACCUUCGGUUCAGUACCUGCACGAUAACUUCCCGGCGGUGGCUAUCGGCAAGCUUGGCUUGGUUCUGGCUGAAGGUAGGUCACCUCGACUCACGGUUGACAGCUCCAUUAGUGGUGUCACGGCCGCUUGUCAGAUUCCAAAUCAUAUGCUGCUGCCACGCAUAUCCGACGUUGAGGAUUGCGCUCCCUCCUGCCUAGGCCGUCAUCCUUGGAUCACGAUUUCUUUGGAUGUGCGCAAGGCUCACCGCAUGGUCAUGGUGGAAUACUGUGACCAGGCUUUGCUGGCCUUCACCUUCGAGGGACGGGUUUUUACGUCCAGCACCCUAAAUUUCGGGGCCAGAGCUUCCGCUUUUUGGUGGGCCAGAGUUGGUGGAGCCCUACUUCGUCUGUCGCACGCAGCGAUCUGGCUUUCACAUCUGCUUUGGGGCUACGUGGACGAUUUUUUGGGAGGCUUUCGCGGCGAUGUGGCUCCGGUCUCUGCCUCCAUCUGGAUUCUCUUGCUCUUAGCACUGGGAGUACCACUUUCUUGGCCAAAGUGCGUCUGGUCGUCGGAGUGCAUUUGGAUUGGAUGGUCCAUCAAUCUUGAAAGUUGGGUUUGCGAGCUGCCGUCGGCUAAAAUUUCCAAAAUUCUCGAUCAAAUCGCUGAGCUUCUUUCUGCUGGCGACAAGGUCAGGUUCAAGACUUUGGAAUCACUCAUUGGACGUCUCCUGUGGGUUACUGGCUUGUGGACGGUGCUUCGGCCUUUGCUGUCCCCACUAUAUGCAGCUCUGCAGCGCUUACCAGCUUCCUCGGUUGGCGUCAGCCCUGAGUUAUGGGCUGCGAUCAAGCGCAACAUUGCUGAGGAUUGUGUGCUGACCCGCUCGGUUGGACAUCCGUCCUUCCAUAAAGGUGCUUGCAUCACUCGUGCGGCCAAUACCUUUGUGUCUUGCAAGCAGGAUCUUGAUCAGGUGCCAUUCAGGAAGCGCCGAUUGUGGGUCGAGGUUAAGGAUCCUGGGCAUCCACUGCGAGUCCUCGGGGAUGUCGGCAGGUCAAGCUUAAUUGCUUGGCGUGCCAUCUUCCAGGGAACCCCCUUCUUGAAGGCGCUUCGCAGCCCGAUCCCCUUGAAGGUCAUUGCGGAGGCGGACGCUUUUGCAGAUGCGGACGUGUCUGGGCUAGGAGGCUACGCCAUGUGGCCCAGUGGUCGCACUGUCUGGUUUUCCAUUAGAAAAGACAGUCAGGAGUGGGCGGCUCUCACUUCGUGGUUUCCUCCGCCCCUCCAGACACACAUUUCGGCGUUGGAACUCCUGGCUCAAUUGUUGCUGCUUUGGUGUGUUUUCGCCACUCUGCCCUCCAAUCGUGGACUAUGUCGGGCUUGCCUUCGUUCGGACAACUCCGGUGCGGAGGCCUGUGCCUCCAAGGGCCUUUCAUCGGUGCUGUCCAUGAGCGAGAUUGUGAAGAAGUUCCUUGCGUUUCAGGCGUGGUCUGGUGUACAGGCUGAGAUCGAGCAUGUACCUGGGUAUCGCAAUGAACUUGCAGAUGCUCUCAGCCGGCUUACGCCGAACGACAUUGCACCACUGCCCUUGGAUGACCGGGUGCAUCCGCCUAUGCACUGGCUUCUUGAGCAGCGGCUCCUGCUUGAACCAGCUUCGGCCUCGUGGCCGCCUCCUUUCAAGUAG